AACAAAGUCUUCUUAGGCUGUCCCAAGAAAUUAGAGGCUCGCUGUAACUUCUUUCAAUGGAUUCAUGAAGCCCCCAAGCCAGCGUAUAAGCCUAAAACAGCUACCCGAUCAGCCCUGAAGAAACGACUGAAUCACAUGGUCAGUGGAAAAAUGAGCAUUCAGAAAAGGCAGAAAACCGAAGGAGGAUUUCAAUUUCCUUAAACAUUGAAAAAAAAAAACAAAGAACGUUGUUCUAAGUUAUUAAAGUUGUUUUUUGCCUACGUGAUGUCAUGUUGUUUGUCUUGUCUUGCCUCAUCCCUUGGGAAGGUCGUUGAAGUCAUGGCCCAGACUUGCCCCAUCCCUUGGGAAGGUCAUUGACGUCAUGGCCCAGACUUGCCCGCUCCCUAGGGAGGAAUUGACGUCAUUGUUCAACAAAAGAUGUCAAAUAAAUGGCAAGCGCUGAUCGAUUAUCAGUCAUCACCAUGAACUUGAACGUAAAGCAACCUUUAACCACUGAGUUUCUCCUAGUAUUUGGAGACCAAGACAAACCUUGCCCAUCGUUUUAUAAAAAAGAGGAAGAUAAGGAGAAAGUGUGCAAUGUCCUUAAAGAAGAGAUUCAUCCUGAAGUCCGUAGCAAAUGGGGUCAAUUGAAAUGUCACUGUCAAAUGAUUCCCAAGAUUCGGUUGAGUAAAACCGCCAAAAAUCUCAACAAAGUCUUUUUUACCUGUGGUGGUUCGGCUAUAGAAUCUCGCUGCAAGUUUUUUCAGUGGAUCCACACUCCGUUGUAUCCCAUGCCAGGUGAUCCAACGCCAGACUGGCUUCGAAAAAAACAAACUGACAAGAAACCUUACAAACCAAGACCUCUCAAAUCCUACAACCAAGGGAGUCGGACAUGGUUGCAACAAGCAGAGCAAAAUGUAGAGCAGUGGAAAAAGCAACAAACUGAACAAGCCUGGCUCAAUCAGUUUGCUGAAAGCACCCAUAAGCAAAACGAACGAUGGGAAGCCAAGAAAAAAGUCCCCGUGCUACCAAGUACCUUUCAUUGGAGUCCGGAGAUUGCCAAAAUAUACAAGAAAACAGAUGGGUGGAAAGAGGUGUAA
Molecule: messenger RNA, 1079 nt
Organism: Porites lobata
Lineage: Eukaryota; Metazoa; Cnidaria; Anthozoa; Scleractinia; Poritidae
Source: the annotation of a GenBank genome assembly